AUGGAACGCCGCCGAGCUCCGUUGUCUCCGCCUCGCUCGCCCGAGACGGACCCAGACCUAGACCUGCAGCUAGACCAAGACCUCGACGACGCCGAGUUCGAUCGCCUUGUAGCCUCCCGCACGCCGCCCAAAGCCUCCAAACGCAUGAGACUUCUGCAAAAACCACAGAAGGCGGCGGCGCUGCAAAUGAUGGCGAAUGCGCGACGCAAUUGCGCAACAGUCUUUCUCAAAGUGUGCAGUGCGUGGAUACUCUUUGGUCUUUUGUGGAUCCGCUGGCCAAUUUACGACCGCGACGUGUUUCCAUCCCUGGAAGCCAGAAUCGGUGACAAACUGGACGUGGAGCCUUUCGUGGUUUCUGCUGCAUUAGUGUUGCCAUUCCUUUUGGCAGGGGCGAUUUUCUAUUGGAAGCACGACUCUGUCGGUUCAUUGGCCAACUGGGGCCAGCAACUGAAGGUGGUGCAGUGGGUGAAGUCUCGGCCAAGCAUCGGCAAACGUUUCGGGUUCGAUGCAGUCGACGUGGUGCUAAUCAGUGGUUUCCUGCUGCUGCAACUUAACCUCGUGGUGGGGAAAUUGCUGAUCGACAAGGAGAACGGCAAACUGGCAAAAUCGGGCAUUUUAGUCCGGACAGCUCGCGCCUUUGGCAUGAACGGACUGUACGCGAUGGUAUUGUCUGUGGUUUUAGUGGCUAGACAAUCAUUUUUGCACAAGUUUUUCGGAUUAUCAGGCGAGCGGGCCGCGCGGUAUCAUGUUUUGUGCGGUCAGUUUGGGUUCAUCAUGCUGAUGUUGCAUGGCGUGUUGUACACUUUGGUAUGGUACACUCAAGGCAAAGUGGAACAAAUGUUGGUCCCGUGUUUGGCUGAGAGUUGUACGCCGAAACAACGCUACGGAUCUACACGUAACUUUUUCGGUACAGUGGCAAUGUUACCGCUAUUGAUUGUUGCAGCGUCAUCGAUGGAGUGGGUCCGUCGUCGGUUUUUCCGACGUUUCAUUACGUUGCAUUGCUUGAGUGCAGGUUUCGUUGUUUUUACGGCUUUACAUUACUACGCCGCGUCGUUUUGGCUGGUACCGGCCACGAUUUUGUAUGGAAUUUACCGUACCGUUUCAGCUUUUGGACGUGGGAAAGCAAACGUCAUGUCGGCAACCGCAAUGAGCAAUAAAGUUUUCCAGUUGGAACUGCGACGAUCUACUGCAACCGGAUCGGACUUUUUACCGGGUCAGUAUGUGUACAUUAAAGUGGACACAAUAGGGAAGGAGUGGCAUCCGUUUACUAUCAGCUCCAGUCCACUACAAAAUCGUCACUCGUUCGUUCUGGACGCCAAAGUGCAAGGACCGUUCACGUCUCAAGUGUUGACUUUGAUGAAGGCACAUCAGCUUCAGACUGUCCACGUGGACGGAUACUAUGGAUCGGAGAUUGAGGUGGCUCCACACAUGGUGUUCGUGGCAGGAGGGAGUGGCAUGACGCCGUUCUUAAGUAUUCUAGAUCACUUGAAGGCUCUGGCCGAUAUGGAGGACCGUGACGAGAUGACGGGGGAUUCCGAGUUGCCACGCACACUGUGGAUUAUCUGGACGUGUCGCGACGUGGAGUUCCUGGAGGCACAUGCAGAGCUACUCGAUGCAAUAAAUCGUUGCUCGCAAUGGAAAUGUAAGAUCUGGCUGCAUCAUACGCAUUCUGGCGGAGAAAGUGGCUUUGACGAAGACGAUGAUACCCAAACCGAGCCCGAUGAUCUCUCGGAGGACUCGUCGCCUCGUGCUCAGCGCUUCUAUCCACCCUCAUUGGAGCGUCAUGCCUUCUCUGGUCACAACUACAUGCAGGGACUACCGUUGUUUAUUGGCACGGCACUAGGCUGUGUACUGAUGAUGAUGUGGGUUUGGAGGUUGGAAGAUUUUACGGCCAAGUCAUUUGUACGACGCACGCUGUUGCCGUGUGCGGGUGCGUUUGGUGCUGUGGCUGGCGCAAGCGCUGUGUUGUAUUUGCUGAAGCGAUGGAACGACCGUAAGAACGGCGAUGGAGCUAUGGGUGUCGCAAUGGGAGAGAUGGAAGUCGAGGGAUUGGAUGUUACCAGUCCUGCGGCACCUGCUACGCCACGUUCGAUGCCCACGCCGGCACAAUCUGUGCUCGGUCGAAACUUCCUCAUAGAAAAGGAACGUCCGGAUUUGAGCUCAAGACUGCGGGACGUGCAUAGUGAGAUUCGCGAGAGCUACGGCAUGAAGGCGGAUGUGGCAUUACUUGUGAGUGGACCGGCGAAUCUGCAAGCUGACACACUUCUGCUAGCGCAUGAGCUUCACAAGCCUACUUUCAAAGUACUCCAGAAGUCCUUCGUUUUGUAA
Phytophthora infestans T30-4 is the source of this 2328-nucleotide messenger RNA. RefSeq lists its product as uncharacterized. Gene Ontology annotation, cellular component: plasma membrane. The record is from RefSeq and is a predicted model, not a curated record. The coding region runs from base 1 to 2328 and encodes 775 amino acids. Lineage: Eukaryota; Oomycota; Peronosporomycetes; Peronosporales; Peronosporaceae. Gene Ontology annotation, molecular function: oxidoreductase activity. The transcript has a single exon.